This is a messenger RNA of Folsomia candida, 1574 nucleotides long. RefSeq lists its product as uncharacterized. Gene Ontology annotation, cellular component: non-motile cilium; centriole. NCBI's taxonomy places the organism in Eukaryota, Metazoa, Arthropoda, Collembola, Entomobryomorpha, Isotomidae. The transcript has 4 exons. The record is from RefSeq and is a predicted model, not a curated record. The coding region runs from base 202 to 1230 and encodes 342 amino acids. Gene Ontology annotation, biological process: cilium assembly.
AAGAAAGAGGUAAAAUGAGACGCCAUCGUUGCGGGAACAACUCUGUUUAUUUUAACGAACGGGCCCUGGUUGAGAUUUUAUUUUCAUUUCAACAAUUUUUUAUAUUUUAAUUUGCACUCAAUCCGAACCGUUUUUAUCUUAUCGAUUCUUACGAUUCUUAUUGUCACGUAUUCCGCGAGGCAUAAGAGGCAAGGGGAGAAAAUGCCGCUCGUGUACACCAAGGAAGAAAUCAAAGCCUAUCUGGCAGAUCGGGGUUUUGAUGUCAAUGAUGAUGAAGUUAUCAAGAAAUUUAUUCAUGAUCUCAAGAAAAUGGUAAAGUAUGAAGACAGACAGAGACGACGGGUCAAAUUGGGUCAUGAUCCUGUGGACACUAAUUUGGAGUCUUCAGCACCGUCGAAUCAUACUGCGAAUAAUUCUACAUCAAAUAUCCAGGAUGUGAGGCCAGUUAGCAGCAGGUCUAUCGGCGUUGGAGCUGAUCAUGUUGCUGCCCGUCACGACAAAUCCGAGCCUUUGGGACCAAGUAGACAACGCAGCAGAGAUCACGUAGUAGAAAUUCUGAGUAGAAAGGAACCACCAAAGCUUGCUUGGGACUCGGAAGAACAAAUCCCACACGAUGGGGUAGAUGGAGGUGGUAGUAGAUUUCUCCAUCGACAUAACCACCCAAAUGUGCAACUAAAUAGUCGUUCGGAACUCAAUAUCCGUUCUAAAAAGCAAACACAGGGAAUUCGUGGGGACCAGCAAAUGAUUGGAGAAGAUGGCGUCAGUAAGGAGCGAAAUAUUUACUCAACAUCACAAAAGAAACCAGUUGAUGAGAAGAGAAGACCUGCCACCGCUGCUGGUACACAUGGGCAUGGAUUACUAGUGGAUAGACCUUCACAAGGAGGGGGACUUGCCACACAGUCGGCAACAAUGCCACGAAUUGGGAAGGAAAAUGAGGCUAGCCAUGACGAGACUUCAGAACUCUUGUAUCUCUUGGGCGGUAUGUUGGGAGAACAUGACAAUGAAAUCGAGUCUGUUUCUUCUGGUUCAUGUUCUAAAAAGCCAUUCCGGGGACCUUUGAAUGCAGUGAAACGAGAUCCAGUGGCCUUGUACUACUAUUACAAAAAGUUUUGGGAUAAGCAGAGUUUUCCUGGAGAGAACCGUCACAUGAAGUUACGCUGGAAUGUUCGGGCACAGACCGUAGGAAACUAUCCAUGCAUUGAUGGGCACCCUGUAAAAUAUCUGAGGUGAUGAUAAACCACAGGAUACUCACAGAAUAAUCACUACUAAUGGUCUAGGUUAAUUAAUUAGCUUCCUUUGCUCAUUUAAAAUUAUCUGUUAUCAUUUUAUUUGUCACCGUACUCUUUACCAAUAGUUCGGUUGUCCAUUAUCAAAGGGGGGCUUUUGCGAGAGAUGCUAUGGUCAUUAUAAUACUCGUAUCUGUGUAAAUAUGUGAAUAGCAUAUAUAUUAUGAAUCUCAACUAAAACUACUUGUAUGUGCAGCGAGUGAAAAUUAACAUUUGUUGCGCCUAAACCACUUCAUGAUGUAAGAAAAUCAGUUUUUAUUGUGAAUAACAAAGUUUUUAAAUAUAAAA